Molecule: messenger RNA, 1523 nt
Organism: Zea mays
Lineage: Eukaryota; Viridiplantae; Streptophyta; Magnoliopsida; Poales; Poaceae
Product: Pentatricopeptide repeat-containing protein
Exons: 2
Coding region: 43-1284 (413 amino acids)
Molecular function (GO): protein binding
Source: RefSeq, marked provisional
CGCCUCCUCGUCCUCUCCGGUGUCGUCCCGCCGCCCACUCCCAUGGCCUCCCUCGCCAUCCCGGCCUUGCGCCCGGCGGGAGCCAAGCUCACCGGCAAUAUCACACCCACGAAUCCCUGGAGGCCCGCUCGCCAAUGCGCUUGCGCGUCCGGUGGCCAUGUCGGGGAGUUGUCAGCUCUGGCCCCGGAGGCUGAGGCAGAGCAGGCGGUGGUGAGCGAGGUCAAGCCAAGGUUUAGGUGGGACGCGUUCGGGUCCGACCUGACUGGGCCGCAGCAGCGGGCGGUCCGGGUCCUGUCUCCGAAGCUGCCCAACCGCUGCAAGGCCCUGGUGGCGCGCGUGGUGUGCCUGAGCCCCGGGGACGAGAGGCUUGGCGCGCUGCUCGCGUACUGGGUGAAGGCGAUGAAGCCUAAGAGAGCGGAUUGGUUGCUGGUUCUCAAGGAACUGAAGGCCAUGGAGAGCCCGCUGCUUGCUGAGGUACUGGAGCAUGCAUUGCUGGAAAAUUCUUUCGAGGCAAACGUUCGUGACUACACCAAGUUGAUCCACAUCUACGGCAAGCAGAAGCGACUGCAGAAAGCCGAGGACGCAUUUGCCGCCAUGAAAGGCAGAGGUUUCCCUUGCGAUCAGGUCAUGCUGACCGCACUGAUGGACAUGCACAGCAAGGCUGGAGAUCUUGCCCGUGCAAAGGAAAUAUUCGGGGAAAUCGUGCUGCUCGGUCUCCCACUGGAUAAGCGCGCGUACGGCUCGAUGGUCAUGGCCUAUGUCAGGGCCGACAUGCUGCCGGAAGCAGAGGAUCUGAUCAAAGAAACGGAGGAGCAGCAGGUGUUCGCCGGGAAGGAGGUUUACAAGGCGUUGCUGAGAGCCUAUUCAUACAGAGGCGAUCCAGAUGGGGCGCAGCGGGUCUUCGAUGCAGUACAGUUUGCGGGGAUAGUGCCUGACACGAAGCUGUGCGCGCUACUGGUGAAUGCCUACUGCCUCUCCGAUCGGAUCGAGGAAGCUGUCUGUGUGAUCCGCAAUAUGAGAAGCGCGGGAGUGGAGCCCUGUGACAAAUGUGUUGCUUUGGUGUUGGGUGCUUGUGAGAAGGUCAACAUGCUAGAAACAGCGCUGGGGUUUCUGACAGAGCUUGAAGAGAACGGUGUUUCGAUUGGCCAAGAGCCCUCUCAGUUGCUUGCUGCGUGGUUCAGGAAGCUUGGGGUGGUUCGUGAGGUCGACCAGGUUCUGAAGGACCUCUCGUCAGAGGACAUGACGAGUAGACCAAGCUUUGCGGUUUCUUUAGAACAGCAGUAGCGAUCUAUUGGUGACUUCGUUAAAAGUUUUGGCUCUGUAUAUCCAAGCAAAUAACACUCUUGGAUAUUCACUGGCCAGAAGCUGAGCCAUGUGAUGUACUGUACAUCCAUUAGGAUCAUUUCAGACCAUUUAGAUGUGUGGUAAGUUUCUGUCCAAUGCUUCCUUGUUUCUCUGUCCGAGAUACUUUUCUCAAGUUAAUUGACAUCCUUUCAAAAGAGAAAUAAAUGUUGCAAGCCUGC